Scylla paramamosain (green mud crab) is the source of this 2789-nucleotide messenger RNA. RefSeq names its product COP9 signalosome complex subunit 4-like. Lineage: Eukaryota; Metazoa; Arthropoda; Malacostraca; Decapoda; Portunidae. The record is from RefSeq and is a predicted model, not a curated record. The transcript is spliced from 15 exons. Gene Ontology annotation, cellular component: cytosol; COP9 signalosome. Bases 232 to 1599 code for a protein of 455 amino acids.
ACAUGCCAGUGUUUGCUAGCACAGGCAGACAAGGCAGAGGGAGCCUUGGUGUCAGCUGCUCAGUUGGAACAAACUGUCAUCUCGGAGUUCUCACGAUGCCUAAUGCAGAUCAUUGGCAGCUACACGUCACGAUCUAGAGGUCCAGCUGACGCUCGCGCCUCGCUGCCUCGUCUCAGUCUUGUCCGUCGCUGUUGGUGUGUGUCGCAUUUCUGUUUUCAGUGAAAAACGGCAAUGGCUUUCGCUGUGCAGAUUCGUCAACAGCUGCAGGCGCUUGUUUCGUCCGGCGGUUCCCACAAGGACCAUGACAAAAACAGGGUUGUUCUGGAGUCCAUUCUGAAAGCAGGCAAUGAGAGUGAUGUUGCAGAAGGACUUACUUAUACUUACUUUCGAUACUUUCGAAAAUUCUGCCCAUUAACAGCAGGGCUGAAGUCGGCUUCCGCCUGUCCCCGUCGAUCCCACUGUCUCUUCCCUUUCCUGUUCCUGGAGUACUUCAGGCAAGUUGUGAAGGAGAAUGUCAGUCUGGUAAUAUCUCGCCAGCUGCUCUCAGACGUCUCUACGCAACUCACAUCCAUGGCUGAUGGUGUGGCAAAGACAGUAGCCCACUUCACUCUUGAUAAAGUUCAGCCUCAAGUCAUCAGCUUUAAGGAACAAGUGGCCAGCAUCAGGCAACACCUUGCUGACAUAUAUGAGAGGGAGAGUUCCUGGAGAGAAGCAGCAGCUGUUCUUACUGGAAUUCCUCUCGAAACAGGACAGAAGCAGUACAGUGUUGACUAUAAGCUGGAAACCUACCUCAAGAUUGCCCGCCUCUAUCUGGAGGAUGAUGACCCAGUGCAGGGAGAGGCAUAUAUUAACAGAGCCAGCAUCCUGCAGGCAGAGUCCAAGAAUGAACAGCUGCUCAUCUACUACAAAGUUUGUUAUGCAAGAGUUUUGGAUUACCGACGGAAGUUCAUAGAGGCAGCCCAGAGGUACAAUGAGUUGUCUUACCGACCCAUCAUUCAUGAGGAUGAGAGGAUGGAAGCUUUGAAGAAGGCUCUCAUCUGUACUGUCUUAGCUUCAGCAGGUCAGUUUGAGAGAAAGAUAGAGCAGUGUGUCUUGUUGCAGCGAUCCAGGAUGCUGGGGACGCUGUUCAAGGAUGAGCGUUGCCAAAAGCUGCCCUGUUAUCAUAUCCUGGAGAAGAUGCACCUUGACAGGAUCAUCCGCCACAAUGAACUCACAGAAUUUGAGAACAUGCUGCAGCCACAUCAGCAGGCCACCACAUCAGAUGGGUCUACCAUUCUGGACAGAGCUGUUACAGAACACAACCUGCUGGCAGCUAGCAAGCUUUAUAACAACAUAACAUUCUCUGAACUUGGGGCUCUCCUUCAAAUAUCUCCAGCAAAAGCUGAGAAAAUAGCCAGCCAGAUGAUUACUGAGGGACGCAUGAAUGGGUACAUUGAUCAGAUUGAUGGCAUCCUCCACUUUGAGGCACGUGAUGUCCUUCCUCAGUGGGAUAAGCAGAUCCAGUCUCUCUGUUUCCAAGUGAAUGGCAUCAUUGAAAAAAUCAAUAUUGCACAUCCAGAAUGGGUGGCUAAGGUUAUGGAUGAACAAAUGAUGCAAUGAUAGAACAAAUUCCAGACUAGUGUUAUAAUUUGUUCCAUCCACACUGGCGGCAGCUUCCAGCUUCAGGCGGGACAGUUGGAGCUCUCGGGUUGAGACGGGCACCAGGGGAGCGAGCCUCUGACGCGCGCCACACCGCCCCUCGCAAACACCACCCGCGCCUCCCUCACACCCUCGCCGAACACAACAAUACCCCAACGGCAGCAGUGGUUUUGUCCUUGCCCGGAACGUGAACACACGAUGAUCCGCUUUGAGGAGGACAGUGGGGCAUUCUCUUGCCUCACAGCAGACUGCAAGAAACAAGAUCCUUCAACCCCAAUCACAGGAAGAGGCAGGAGGGAUGCGGCAGACAGCAGAUGAUGGCAGGUGACGGCAGCCUCGUGGUUCUCUUCCCUGUUCCUUGGUGGCGCUGCUUCACUCCUUACCGCCUGGUGUCCCCGCUCGGCUCUUUUCACGACUCGCAACGAGGGAGAAAGGUCGAAGUGCGGUGGUCUCGUGGCGGAGGGCUGAAGGAGGCGGUGAAGGAGUGAAGGUGUGAAGUGUGCAGCUUCCACUUCAUCAUCCCAUGAACAGCCCACAGGAAUCUCUACCAGCACCUGGUUAUUAAACAGUGUUGUCACGCCAGGCCCAAUGUACUCCAUUGCAGUCAGGGAGUCAAGCUUCACCAGGAAAAGAGGCAGAGCGUCACCACCUUCAAGCCCCACAAGAGGUAUUAAGUAUCGUUGGGACAAAGCAAUCAGGGAAGAGUCAAGUUGCAGUAAGAAGAGUGUGUCAAGAAUUUCAAGCAGGAAGAACACGUAAAAUUCCCUUCGGUCAUGGCGGGACCGACAGGCAACCUUCAACACUUGUGGAGGCACGAGAGCUGCAGGUACGUUUCACAAAGAAGAGGUUGCUCAAGGUCACUCAAGUUGACGCAAGGACACAAGAAUUGGCAAGUGUUGUUGCUCCCAGGCCCUGCUGCAAGAGUUCUCCAGUCCACUCCAGUCUGGGAAGGAAGAAUAUAUAGUAAGUCCCUCUCUUCUGUACUCAACAACCACCACCACCACCUUCAUUCAGGCUUGGGAUAAGUUUUGUACAUUCCAGCACUUCAGUAAUAAGGAAAAAAAGUGCCAUGUUUAUAUUAUUGUUGUGUAUUUAUUCACUUAACAUUCACAUUAAAACAAUAAACAUUCAGUAUACCAUCUUGAACAUAA